GUUGUGACGCAGAAUUAAAUCAAUUUCACCGUGACUUCAACCUGUCUGCAGUUGUUACAGAAAAGUGGACACACUUGCUAUGAGUCAGUGUGAGCACAGAGAGGAGGGAGUCCCUUCCUCUAAAAGCACUCUGUUCGGGGAACAUGACACACCUGGACCUGGACCUGAACCUGAACAUGAACCUGGACCUGGACCUGAACCUGACCCCAGCUGUGUGUCCAUGAAGAGUGAUGAGUCCAUGAAGAAUCCUCUUGUUUUUAGACAACAUGCUGAUGGAAGGCUCCAGCAGCCAGACUGUCCUGAACCCAGCUGUCUGUCCUUCAAGAGUGACAGGUCAAAGAUAGAUAUGAUUGAGUUUAAAGGAGUCCCUCCGUCGGCUGAUCAGAGAGUGGACCAGGAGAGCUCAGAGGUUCCCAGUGGUCAGUCUGCCCAGCAGCAUCAAACACACCUGGACUCCAUAUUUAUGCUGCUGGAGGACAACAUUGUCACUUUUGUGAAGAACGAGCUGAAGAAGAUCCAGAAGGUUCUGAGUUCAGAUUACCAAGAAUGCUUAGAGAGUCAGAGGGAGAAUGAGGAGGUGUUGGACAGCGAGGAUGAAGAGCACAGGAAGAGCAGCAGAGAGGCAUUUCUGAAGAUCACACUGCACUUCCUGAGGAGAAUGAAGCAGGAGGAGCUGGCUGGCCAUCUGCAGAGCAGACAUCCACUUUGUUUCCAGCGUGAACUUAAAUCCAACUUGAAGAAGAAGUUCCAGUGUGUGUUUGAGGGGAUUGCUAAAGCAGGAAACCCAACCGUUCUGAACCAGAUCUACACAGAGCUCUACAACACAGAGGGAGGGACAGCAGAGGUCAAUGAUGAACAUGAGGUCAGACAGAUUGAAACAGCAUCCAGAAAACCAAACAGACCAGAAACAACAAUCAGACAAGAAGACAUCUUUAAACCCUCACCUGGAAGAGAUAAACCAAUCAGAACAGUGAUGACAAAGGGAGUGGCUGGCAUUGGGAAAACAGUUUUAACACAGAAGUUCACUCUGGACUGGGCUGAAGACAAAGCCAACCAAGACAUACAGUUCACAUUUCCAUUCACUUUCAGAGAGCUGAAUGUGCUGAAAGAGAAAAAAGUUCAGCUUGGUGGAACUUGUUCAUCACUUCUUUACUGAAACCAAAGAAGCAGGAAUCUACAGGUUUGAAGAGUUCCAGGUUGUGUUCAUCUUUGACGGUCUGGAUGAAUGUCGACCUCCUCUGGACUUCAACAACACUGAGAUCCUGACUGAUGUUACAAAGUCCACCUCAGUGCAUGUGCUGCUGACAAACCUCAUCAGGGGAAAACUGCUUCCCUCUGCUCGUCUCUGGAUAACCACACGACCUGCAGCAGCCAAUCAGAUCCCUCCUGAGUGUGUUGACAU
Messenger RNA from Dicentrarchus labrax (European seabass), 1402 nucleotides. RefSeq lists its product as uncharacterized. The record is from RefSeq and is a predicted model, not a curated record. Bases 80 to 1156 code for a protein of 358 amino acids. The transcript has 6 exons. Lineage: Eukaryota; Metazoa; Chordata; Actinopteri; Moronidae.